ACUCUCAGUUUCAUUUUGACUCUCGAGCCGUUCUGCACGGCCGCAUCUAUCGCACCGUGAAGGCAGAGAGAUAGGCAAGAAAAGCAAGAUUCAAAACAAUCAUAUUUUUAUCUCUUGCCACUUGACGACCGGUAAAAGUUUGUCUCAAUUGGUACCGAACGUGCUACGUGGAACUGCGAUUCCAAAGAACGACGGAAGAUUCGGAGCAACGGGACUCAUAUGAUUAACCAUGUAUAGAACGAUCAGCAGGAAGUACCAUAGCACAAAAGGAAUAUUUGGAUUUAAACCAAAACCACAAAAAGAAUUUCAGCUGGACAAGCAAAUUGUUGACGCUCGGGUGAAAAAUAGUAAUGUGUUCCGCUGGGUAGAGGCCUACCGCAACCAUGGCCACCGGACAGCAUUUAUCGAUCCGGUGCGAUUCCGCCAACCGGUUGAAACCGAUAUUUCCAUACUCAAUCCUGCCCGCUAUGGUCUAUUUGCCAGCGAUCAAAUUGACCCGUUCGGUAUUGUCCAUUCGAAUGGUUCUUCAGCGAUUACCAUGGAUCGAUUAGAAGACUGGCUGAAAGAGAUUUACUGCGGAACGUCCAGCAUCGAAUUGGCAUUCAUUGAAGACGAACACGAACGAGAAUGGUUGAUUGAAAAUUACGAACGAUUGUUUCACUCAAGCUUGGAAACUUCGGAUAGAAAAGAAAUUGCCGAACUGCUUCUCAAAUCGCAAGCCUUCGAUAACUUUCUAGCGACCAAGUUUCCCUCGGUUAAACGAUACGGCGGUGAAGGAGCGGAAUCCAUAAUGGCCUUCUAUCGACAGUUGUUCAUCUGUGCAGCAGAAUCCGAUCUGAAGAACAUCGUCGUUGGCAUGCCACACCGAGGAAAGUUGAACGCGUUAACCUUACUGUUUCAGACGCGUCCUGCGAAGAUAUUUCGGAAAUUCAAGGGCCUUCCGGAGUUUCCACCAGAUGCAAAAGCGAUGUGUGAUAUCGCAAGCCACUUUCAAGUUGCAACAAACCUGCAGAUCCGCGAUAAAAUGAUACACCUCAACGUGCUUCAAAACCCAUCCCACCUAGAAGCUGUCAACCCAGUGUCGAUGGGAAAAACGCGAGCAAAACAGCUUGCUUUGCGAGAUGGUCCAUAUAACGACCAGGAAACGCCUACUACCUCCACGGUAUUAAACAUCCAACUGCACGGGGAUGCCGCCUUCGUUGGUCAGGGCAUCAACCAGGAAUGUUUGAUGAUGGCAGCCGUGCCACACUUCGAUGUCGGUGGUUCAAUCCAUAUGAUCGUGAACAACCAGGUCGGCUUCACGACUCCAGGUGAUCGAGGACGGGGUACGCGUUACGCUUCGGACCUUGCAAAAAGCAUCAUGGCGCCUGUACUUCACGUUAACGGGGAUGAUCCGGAAGCAUUGUCCAAAGUUACCCAGUUGGCUUUCGGUUAUCAGCAAAAGUUCGGUAAAGAUAUUUUCAUCGAUUUGAACUGCUAUCGACGGUGGGGUCAUAACGAGCUGGAUGAUCCAACGUUUACCAACCCGCUCCUGUACAACGUUAUCCACAAUCGAAGCUCAGUACCGGACCUGUACGCUCGUAAAUUGUUGGAAUCGGGAGAAAUGAGUCAGAGUGAUGUUGAAAGUGUCGUUAAAAAUCACAUGGAAUAUCUGAACGCAGAGUUACAAAGUUUGAGCGAGUAUCAGCCGGAAAAGAAUUAUUUCGAGCAACAAUGGAAAGAAAUACAGCAGGCAAGUAACGAGAUCACUACCUGGGAUACUGGUGUAGACUACAGUUUGCUCAGCCUGAUUGGAAGAACCAGUGUAACAUGUCCGGCGGGUUUUGCAUUACAUCCGCAUCUCCGGAAGCAUCACGUAGAAGCUCGAUUGAAAAGGAUUUCGGAAGGAACGCGUAUCGAUUGGGCUACCGCAGAAGCUAUGGCCAUCGGAAGUCUUAUGUAUCAGGGCUUUAAUGUGCGCAUUAGUGGCGAAGAUAUCGGUAGGGGUACGUUUUCUCAGCGGCACGCAAUGUUUGUGGAUCAAAGCACAAACGAAAUUUACGUUCCGUUGAAUGAUCUGGAGGGCGGAUCGGGAGGAAAACUUGAACUUGCCAAUAGCAUACUGUCCGAAGAGGCGGUACUGGGGUUCGAGUAUGGAAUGGCUAUCGAUAAUCCGAACAAUUUGAUCAUAUGGGAAUCCCAAUUCGGUGAUUUCUUCAAUGGAGCUCAAAUUAUAAUCGAUACGUACUUGGUGAGUGGUGAAACGAAAUGGAUGGUCUGUAACGGAUUAGUGAUGCUAUUACCUCAUGGCUUCGAUGGUGCUGCAUCCGAGCACAGUUCCUGUCGUAUGGAACGAUUUCUUCAGAUGACUGAUUCCAAAGAAUGUGUCCCGGAUGGGGAUGACGUUAAUUUUCAGGUCAUUAACCCAUCAACACCUGCUCAGUAUUUCCACGCAUUGCGCCGUCAAAUGAUUCGCAACUUCCGAAAACCACUGGUAGUGGUAGCACCGAAAACAUUGCUUCGUCUGUCGGAGUGUGUCUCCACUCAUGCAGAUAUUGCUCCCGGGACAUACUUCCAACCCGUGAUUGGGGAUUAUCUGGUGUCGGAUCCUAAAAAAGUGAAACGAGUUAUCCUCUGCAGUGGCAAACACUACUACAAUCUUUACAACGAACGGUUGGCGACCAAGAACAAAGAAGUGGCGAUUGUACGAUUGGAAUCACUCUGCCCCUUUCCAGUGCUGGGAAUCCAAGAUGAACUAGCAAAAUACAGCAAUGCUCGAGAGUUCAUUUGGAGCCAGGAAGAACACCGCAAUAUGGGAGCGUGGAACUUUGUUCAUCCAAGGUUUGAAAAUAUGUGCGGGAAGAGGAUCAAUUAUAGGGGGCGUUAUGAAGGAGCAACAAUUGCCGUUGGAGUGAGCACAUGGCACGCAAAAGAAGCCGAGCAAGUAGUCAAGUCUGCCUUCCAGUGAAACAGGAUUGGAAAACGUUGUUGCUACCAUGGCAAUCCAUUAUUGUGAAAUGUAAAUAAAAAUCGGUUAAUUCCA
This is a messenger RNA of Topomyia yanbarensis, 3022 nucleotides long. RefSeq names its product probable 2-oxoglutarate dehydrogenase E1 component DHKTD1 homolog, mitochondrial. Gene Ontology annotation, molecular function: oxoglutarate dehydrogenase (succinyl-transferring) activity; thiamine pyrophosphate binding. Gene Ontology annotation, biological process: tricarboxylic acid cycle. The record is from RefSeq and is a predicted model, not a curated record. The transcript is spliced from 5 exons. Lineage: Eukaryota; Metazoa; Arthropoda; Insecta; Diptera; Culicidae. The coding region runs from base 230 to 2947 and encodes 905 amino acids.